Molecule: messenger RNA, 2283 nt
Organism: Candidozyma haemuli
Lineage: Eukaryota; Fungi; Ascomycota; Pichiomycetes; Serinales; Metschnikowiaceae
Gene: RFX1
Product: Rfx1p
Exons: 1
Coding region: 1-2283 (760 amino acids)
Biological process (GO): regulation of transcription by RNA polymerase II
Molecular function (GO): DNA-binding transcription factor activity, RNA polymerase II-specific; RNA polymerase II cis-regulatory region sequence-specific DNA binding
Source: RefSeq, a predicted model, not a curated record
AUGGAUAACCUGGGAAGACAGUUUCCGUUCGGGUUCAGUCCUGAAAGACCGAAGCUGGAGGAAAACUCUGACCAACAAUAUCGACAAUACCAGCAGCCAUACCAAGGUCCAAAUCGUCCUCCUCAAGGCCCUCCGCCUGCUGGUUUCCAGUCUCAGAUUCCGUCUUCGAUCCUGCCAUAUCAACAACAACCAAGGCCCUAUUAUCAACAGUUUCAAUACUACCCGCCACAACAAACACCUUCUGCCCCUGACAGCCAAAACUCAAGUAGGACAAAUGUUCCUCAUUUAUCUGCUCCUUACCAGGCUCCUUCUGUUUUGAACCAGGGCCCGCCUGUGCCUCCUGUACCUCCAAUGGCUCAUGUGCCUCAAGGACCCCCAGUGCCCCAAAUGCCUGUCUCCCUACCGCCUCAUCAAGCUCUGUCAAAGAAUAUGGGUUACCCGGUAUCUCAAGAGAUGUUUCUGCUGUAUCCAUUACCUGACCAGCCCGGUAUCCCACUCGAUACACCACCAUCGAGGUCUAGCGAUAUCGUACACAAGAUAAGGGCCUCAGAGCCUACCCAAGAGGAGUUUGUUGACCAUCUUAAGAUGCUCACAACCAGAGCUGCCGGCAUCCCUUUAUCCCAAUUGGCUCAUAAGAUUAAGAUGCUAGAAUCCGGUAAUCCCAACAUCGAUACCGAUCCCCUCUUUAAAACUUUGAAUAAUGCCAAAGACAUAAAACAGGAAAGACAUCAUCAACUUUAUGGAAUGGCUUGGGUUCAGAGCAUGUGUGAAUCCUCACCCACAGCAGUAGUCCCUCGAAACAGAGUUUACGCCCGCUAUGUGCUGCUGUGUGCUAACAAUAAUCUUAAUCCAUUAACCCCUGCCAGUUUUGGCAAAAUAAUUCGCAUAUUGCAUCCUAAUCUUAAGACUCGUCGUCUUGGAAUGCGUGGGAAAUCAAAGUAUCAUUAUUGUGGUAUCAAACUUUUAGAUGACCACUCACUGGAUAACUCUGGCCUGUCGGCCUCCUCGCCAGCAGGUUCAGAAUCUCCACAAUCAGGAAACCCACAAACUCCAACAUAUUCUAGAUCGCCUUCGAUUCCUAGCGGUAGAGGCACCCCUAUCCAUUCUGCCGCCGUUCGUGAGGCCUUCGUGGUAAAUGGCUUUAAGUAUAUUCCCAACUUGUUCUCUUUAAUUGAUCAGUCGAUGGGCCCGGAAUGGAUGGCACAACCCUUCACCUUACCACCUAUUCAUGACUAUCUACCGAAGGACCUGGAUGUGGAUUACGAUAUUGCCGAAACUUUGCAUUCGCUUUAUCGCGUUCAUUGCAUGUCUAUCUUUGAAACUUUAAGAUACAUGCAAGUGGAGAAAAUGUUAUCGCUCUUUGCUCCCUUUUUUGCUGUCUUAACUACUCCAGUCUUUAGACUUUUCACGGCUGAGUCUACUUUGGAAUGGGUGAAGGCGUCGGAUUUGGCCAUGUAUAGAGCGAUGCUCAAAAUGUUGACCAGAUUACAACUAGAAUCUGUUCCAGAUGAAAUCAUGGCUCCUUUGAAACUUAUUGUGAAAGAGUUUGUCAACAAGCUUUCAACUACCCUCCAAUCCAAAUUCCCGCAGAACUUCGUACAAAUGAAGUUGACAACAGCACGGCAGUUUAUAUCCAUGGUACGGAGGUUUGUCCGUUGUGUUGAAAACGGAACCUCUGCAUCGAAGGUUCUCUCUAAUCAAACAGAAAGAUCCCUCAUGCUUAAUGAUUGGCUACGAGUGGACACAUUUGAGAUCCUUCUCAGGGAAGUACCAUGUGCCACGGAAAACAUGGAUUUGUUCAAUGAGAUUUUCAACGACAGAAUUAUCAAGCUUUUUGAAGAGGAGUCUCCACAGGCUAACUCGCUCAAGGCAAGCGGGCUCGCACCCUACGCCGCCUUUCUUCUGGAACUUCCUGCCAAGUUCCCAGAUACCACACCAUGGCUCUUUCAACUUGUAUGUUCAAAUUUACUAACCACAUGUCUUCGUGAGAUGAGUUUAGCCGGAGGGCAGAGUUUUGGUUCCUGGUGGGUGUUUCGAUGCUGGGCUGAUGAGUACGUCAAUUGGUUCUUUGAGCUCGGUGGUUACCUUGCAGACGAACUUGAGUCCUCCAUGCCUCAGAACCCUGAGGAAGAGGAGCUUCCAACACAAGAUUUGGAAUCUACAAGCGCCAGCUGGGCAUUUGAACCAGUCGUGACUGAGAGUCUACGCUCGUCUAGUUUCGUCGAUUUGCUAGACAGGCCAAAUGGAGACAGCAAAUCGUAUUCUGAGACCGAGUGGUUUUAG